Molecule: messenger RNA, 3274 nt
Organism: Sus scrofa (pig)
Lineage: Eukaryota; Metazoa; Chordata; Mammalia; Artiodactyla; Suidae
Gene: GRIN3B
Product: glutamate ionotropic receptor NMDA type subunit 3B
Biological process (GO): monoatomic ion transport
Cellular component (GO): membrane
Molecular function (GO): ligand-gated monoatomic ion channel activity; signaling receptor activity
Source: RefSeq, a predicted model, not a curated record
AUGGAGUUUGUGCGGGCGCUGUGGCUCGGCCUGGCGCUGGCGCUGGGGCCGGGGCCCGCUGCGGGCCACCCGCAGCCGUGCGGCGUCCUGACGCGCCUGGGGGGCUCGAUGCGCCUGGGCGCCCUUCUGCCCCGCGCGCCCGCCGCCCGGGCCCGCGUCCGCGCCGCCCUAGCCCGGGCCGCCCUGGAGCCGGGGCUGCCGCACAACCUGAGCCUGGAGCUGGUGGCUGCCGCGCCCCUCGCCCGCGACCCCGCCUCGCUGGCCCGCGGUCUGUGCCAGGCGCUGGCGGCACCGGGAGUGGCGGCCGUGCUCGCCUUCCCCGAGGCGCGGCCCGAGCUGCUGCAGCUGCACUUCCUGGCGGCCGCCACCGAGACCCCCGUGCUCAGCGUGCUACGGCGGGAGGCACGCGCGCCCCUCGGCGCCCCGAACCCAUUCCACCUGCAGCUGGACUGGGCCAGCCCCCUGGAGACGCUGUUGGAUGUGCUGGUGUCUGUGCUUCAGGUGCACACCUGGGAGGAUGUCGGCCUGGUGCUCUGCCGCGUGAGGGACCCCAGUGGCCUGGUGGCCCUCUGGACAAGCCGGGCUGGCUGGGCCCCGAAGCUCGUGCUGGACCUGAGCCGGCAGGACCCUGGCAAUGCAGGCCUGCAGGCACGCCUGGCCCCACUGGGAGCGCCAGAGGGGGGCACUGCCCCAGUACCCAUAGCGGUCCUCCUGGGCUGCGAUGCAGUGCGUGCUCAGCAGGUGCUGCAGGCUGCACCCCCUGGGCCCCGCUGGCUGCUGGGCACCCCGCUGCCCGCUGAGGCCCUGCCUACCGAGGGCCUGCCUCCUGGGCUGCUGGCGAUGGGGGAGGUUGCUCGGCCCCCACUGGAGGCCGCCAUCCAUGACGCAGUGGAACUAGUGGCCCGCGCGCUGGGCAGCGCGGCCCGUGUGCAACCAGAGCGUGCCCUCCUCCCCACCAUGGUCAACUGCAAUGACCUGCAGCCUGGGUCCGAGUCCUCUGGCCUCUUCCUGGCACGGUUCCUGGCCAACACGUCGUUCCAGGGUCACACCGGGCCAGUGUGGGUGACCGGCUCCUCGCAGGUGCACAUCUCCCGCCGCUUCCGGGUGUGGAGCCUUCGCCACGAUCCGCUGGGCGCCCCGGCCUGGGCCACGGUGGGCACCUGGAGGGACGGGCGGCUGGAGUCCGAGACGGGGGGCGUGGCGGCGAGGCCCCCUCCCCAGCCCGGCGCCCCGGGGGCUCGGCCUAAGCUGCGCGUGGUGACGCUGGUGGAGCACCCGUUUGUGUUCGCCCGCGAGCCGGACGAGGAUGGGCAGUGCCCUGCGGGGCAGCUGUGCCUGGCCCCCGGCACCAAUGACUCGGCCACCUUGGAUGCGCUCUUCGCUGGGCUGGCCAAUGGCUCGGUGCCCCGCGCGCUGCGCCGAUGCUGCUACGGCUACUGCAUCGACCUGCUGGAGCGCCUGGCAGAGGACACGCCCUUCGACUUCGAGCUGUACAUUGUGGGUGAUGGCAAGUACGGCGCGCUCCGAGACGGCCGCUGGACCGGCCUGGUGGGCGACCUGCUGGCUGGCCGGGCGCACAUGGCGGUCACCAGCUUCAGCAUCAACUCGGCCCGCUCACAGGUGGUGGACUUCAGCAGCCCCUUCUUCUCUACGAGCCUUGGCAUCAUGGUGCGCUCACGGGACACGGCGUCGCCCAUUGGCGCUUUCAUGUGGCCGCUGCACUGGUCCAUGUGGCUGGGUGUCUUCGCCGCGCUGCACCUCACUGCGCUCUUCCUCACGCUCUAUGAAUGGCGUAGCCCCUAUGGCCUCACACCCCGCGGCCGCAACCGGGCCACCGUGUUCUCCUACUCCUCUGCCCUCAACCUCUGCUACGCCAUCCUCUUCGGCCGCACGGUGUCCAGCAAGACGCCCAAGUGUCCCACGGGGCGCCUCCUCAUGAAUCUGUGGGCCAUCUUCUGCCUGCUCGUGCUCUCCAGCUACACGGCCAACCUGGCCGCCGUCAUGGUCGGGGACAAGACUUUCGAGGAGCUGUCGGGGAUCCACGACCCCAAGCUGCACCAUCCAUCCCAGGGAUUCCGCUUCGGCACCGUGUGGGAAAGCAGCGCCGAGGCCUACAUCAAGAAGAGCUUCCCCGAGAUGUACGCACACAUGCGGCGCCACAGCGCACCCACCACGCCCCACGGCGUCUCCAUGCUCACGAGCGACCCCCCCAAGCUCAAUGCCUUCAUCAUGGACAAGUCUCUUUUGGACUACGAAGUGUCUAUCGACGCUGACUGCAGACUGCUGACUGUGGGCAAGCCUUUCGCCAUCGAGGGUUAUGGCAUCGGACUCCCCCAGAACUCGCCGCUCACCUCCAACCUGUCGGAGUUCAUCAGCCGCUACAAGUCCUCUGGCUUCAUCGACUUGUUGCACGACAAGUGGUACAAGAUGGUGCCUUGUGGGAAGCGGGUCUUUGCCGUUACAGAGACCCUCCAGAUGGGUAUCUAUCACUUCUCGGGGCUCUUUGUGCUGUUGUGCCUGGGCCUGGGCAGCGCCCUCCUUAGCUCACUGGGUGAGCAUGUCUUCUACCACCUGGCACUGCCGCGCAUCCGAAGGGGCAACAAGCUGCAGUACUGGCUGCACACGAGCCAGAGAAUCCAUCGUGCCCUCAACACAGAGCCGCCUGAUGGACAGGAGGAGGCAGAGCCGGAGCCAAGAUGUCCUGAAGAGCCUCAACAGGACACAGUGGCCCCCACCAUGGGUCCACGGAGCUGGACACGGGUGCGCCGGGCCGUGGUGAGGGAAAGGCGGGUGCGCUUCCUGCUGGAGCCAGCCAUGGCCACCGCCACACCAGAUGCGGAGGUGGAUGAGGCUGUGCUGCCCAGCUGCCCAGUCUGGCUCUGCUCCAACGGUCGCCUGGCCACUGAGCUGCCCUCCAGAGCCCCUCGCCCUGGGGAGCUGGAGGAACUGGAGCAGCACAUCGCAGACACACAUGAGCGGCUCCGCCAGGCACUGGUGCGGCGUGGAGAGCUUCUGGCCCAGCUUGGGGACAGCGCCCAUGACCAGCCAUGCCCACUGCUCCAGGCCUUUGAGGAAGCACCUGGGGCUGCCCAGUGACUCUGGGACCAGGAACUGGGCCCCAUCACCACCCCGCCCUGCCCAAGAGUGGACCCUACACUCCCCAGCCCACACCCUGGCCCUGCACAGAAAUGCCGGCUGGACGCUGUCAACAGACAGUUUAUUCUAUAUACAAACACCAUUUUGUACACUGCAAUUAAAUAGAGUGGAAUGAGCA